Messenger RNA from Callorhinus ursinus (northern fur seal), 1530 nucleotides. The record is from RefSeq and is a predicted model, not a curated record. Lineage: Eukaryota; Metazoa; Chordata; Mammalia; Carnivora; Otariidae.
AAAGGCAGGGCCACAAGGCUAUGGGACUUAAGAGAGCGGAGUGCAAGGUUAAAUCCUGGGCCCUGUUACUAGCUGUGAGGACUUAGAUAAGCUGCUUGACUUCCCCUUACCUUGGUUUCCUUGUUUGUAAAAUGAGGAUAAGCUAGUACUUCCCUGUGUUGUGAGGAUUCAGUGAGAUAGCUAGUGUAAAGCUUAGCACAGUUCCUGGUGUGUAGGAAGUGAUCCAGAAAUCUAAGCAGUUAAAGUUACUGGGCCACUGACGCAUCUCUCCUCUUUUUACAGAGGAGACACCUUUCUUCCCAGCCUCAGUGUUUGCACCUGUUAGUUGGGGAACAGGUUUGCCUGUGAUCGGGGUGCAGCUACCAAGUACUGUGCUCCUAUGUGUCAUCCGUUGCAGAGUGACUUCUGUGUAUUCUUAAUUAAUCCAAUGAGAUAGGUACCAUUAUUUUCCCAUUUUGCAGACAGAGAAACUGAAGAUUAGGAAUAAACUUUUCCUAACAUCACAGAGCUGAUGAGAAGCUAGGCCUCUCUGCCUCAACAGCCUCAUCCUCUUCACGUUCCAGGCAUGUUUUGUGGAGCCGACAUGGACCCAAAUCCUCGGGCAGCCCUGGAGCGCCAGCAGCUCCGCCUUCGGGAGCGGCAAAAAUUCUUUGAGGAAAUUUUGCAGCCUGAGACGGAGUUUGUCUUCCCCCUGUCCCACCUGCAUCUCGAGUCGCAGAGACCCCCCAUAGGGAGUAUUUCAUCCAUGGAAGUGAAUGUGGAUGCACUGGAGCAGGUAGAACUUAUUGACCUUGGAGACCAGGAUGGAGCAGAUGUGUUCUUGCCUUGUGAGGACUCUCCACCAGCCUCCCAGACAUCUGGGCUGGAUGACCACCCGGAGGAGUUGAGCCUGCCAAUGCCCACGCCAGACAGGACUGCGUCCCGCACGUCCUCCUCAUCUUCUGACGACUCCACCAACCUGCACAGCCCAAAUCCCAGUGACGGCGGGGCAGACACGCCCUUGGCACAGUCUGAUGCGGAAGAGGAUGGGGCUGAUGGAGGGGCAGAGCCUGGAGCUUGCAGCUAGCAGUGGGCCCCCAUCUACAGACUGACUGAGCUGGCUCUUCUCCGCAGGAGACCCUAGGCCCAGCCAGAGCCCUUCAGAGAAGACCAGACUCUUUACUUGCAGUAGGCACCAGGGGCAGGCAAGGACAGUGGGAUGGCGUACCUCUCUGGGAAAUAACCCUCCUGCUUUACUGCUAACCUUUCCUGCUACAACCCUCCCACCAGUUUUUGGCUUCCUCCCAAGGUAGGGCUUAUAGGCAAGGAGAUGGAAGAUGAGGCAGGACAAGAUGCUACUGCUUUUCUUAGCACCCCUCCCUCCCCCAGACUCUCCUGCAGUCUUCUGAUAGAGUCUCCUGGACCAGUGUCUCUAAGUGGACGUGAACUCCGUAGCACUCCCCGUGCAGUGGUACUCCAGCCACCCUGCUCCCCUACAUCCUGUUCGGGAACAGGGCACGGUAUAAAUAAUAAAUAAUAAUCUACCAACCA